AAUUGUAAAUAGUGAUAUACACAUGUAUAUAUUCUAAGAAACCUUGUAGAGAGCUGUGAUAUAUAGCCCUUUAGCUUCAGUAAAGCCGCACCACCCGCGCCGCGCCGCACCUCUUAUAGCGUCACCAAAAAACUCAUGUAUGCGCGGUUUGGAAGGCAAACAUUAACACACUCCAACACUCCUCCUCCCAAAGGCUGGACGGCAAAAAUUCACUACCGGCGUCUGGUACUUUGAGCUCUCGGUAUCAGAAAAGGAUCACAUAUAUCGAGUCCUAAUAUGGAGCCUUCCCAAGCUGAUUGUCUCCCCGCGGGACCCACGCGGAAACCGCGUCUGAUCUUGUCCCUCUCUGCAAAGAUUGAAUCUAAACAAUCCGCGGGUAAACGAAUUUCGCUGAUGGGAUCUGUUUUUAAAUCACCUCCAAAGACCUCUAUCACGCUUUCUUCUAGAUCCAGGGGAAUCCUAAGUCAGGUGGAUCUCACGUCCACUCUGCGAAAGCUCGUUUUUGAGGAAGGACUCAAGACUGGGGAAGGACCCAAACCAGGAAUCUCCAUUUUUAGCUUGCAGGCCAAAGCGAAGAGCUCCCUGGAUAAAAUAAAAAUUUCUACAACGACACCUUUUGAUGCGAAGCCCCUAGAUGCUGUCGAUAUCAAUCAGUUUGCGCCCAGCUUCCAUUCCACGGCAAACCUCCCUGACACUAUUGACCCCACUAAUUCCAUUUCAUCCCGGUUCCUCCCUCCCCAUUUCCAGUCUCCCAGCGUGGACGGAGCCACCGCACAGGUGCUCAACUCCGUACAAGGCCUCGCCAACUGGUACGACCUCACCCAAUUUGACUACGAGGCUCCCCAACCUCCCACGCAUGCAAUUGAACAGGUGAUCCCUCACCAAACCUCAGACCUUUUUAUCGUCGUGAAGGUGCGGGAGUUGGGUACGGGCGACACGCUGUUGGCGGGGCUCAUCAGGCUAAACUCGCACACACGCAUCGGUGCCGGAAACUUUCUCGCGCUCGCAUCCCAGUACGUGCCGCUUCAAUUAUCCAUGAAAGAGCAUCCUGAAAUUCGCUGCGUCCCGGUAUAUGCGAAGUGGCAGGUUAGACCGAGCUUCUGACAUUUCGAGCGGCGGCAUGCACAAUCCGCAGUAAAUCUAAUUUAUUGCAACCCUCUCUGUUUUCCAUCGGACAUUCUAUGCACAAAAAAAC
This is a messenger RNA of Babjeviella inositovora NRRL Y-12698, 1195 nucleotides long. RefSeq lists its product as uncharacterized. The record is from RefSeq and is a predicted model, not a curated record. NCBI's taxonomy places the organism in Eukaryota, Fungi, Ascomycota, Pichiomycetes, Serinales. The transcript has a single exon. The coding region runs from base 277 to 1104 and encodes 275 amino acids.